This is a messenger RNA of Zymoseptoria tritici IPO323, 2164 nucleotides long. RefSeq lists its product as uncharacterized. Gene Ontology annotation, biological process: cytoplasm to vacuole targeting by the Cvt pathway; autophagy. NCBI's taxonomy places the organism in Eukaryota, Fungi, Ascomycota, Dothideomycetes, Mycosphaerellales, Mycosphaerellaceae. The transcript has 2 exons. Gene Ontology annotation, molecular function: phosphatidylinositol binding. The record is from RefSeq and is a predicted model, not a curated record. Bases 660 to 2063 code for a protein of 467 amino acids. Gene Ontology annotation, cellular component: phagophore assembly site.
CAGGGCAAUGCUCGGCUCCAAGUUCAACACUAAAUGAUACCAGCCCGAAGGAACAUAGAGAAUCUCGCCUUCGCCGCAGAUACCUUCAUGACAACCAGGCGUGCGUCGGGCUUCUGCGUGGAACCCUAACAGCCACUCAGCAAUGCUUAGUGGGCUCGUCACUUCGCUUUGGUCCUCGGAUACGUAUACGCCUGGUGGUGGCGGGAGUGAUGGAGAUGAUGGAAACAUGAUCCAGUACUUGCUUCCCUUGAGAGGCGCGUUCCAUGCGCUGGUUGCGUUUGGAUCCUUGUGGAAAGUGCUGCCGCUUCGUUCCGGGCCUACAAUCAGCCAUCGGUGGUCCGGUCUUUGGUCUCUGAGGAGAGCGAACAAGUCUGGCCCGAAGCAGGUGGGAGGCCAGUAGUCUGCGUUUGGUGAUGGCUCGUUGCUCACUGUGAGAUCCAUCUUUUCCGCAAAACCUCGAUCGAAGAGAUAAAGCGGGCUUUCGUCGAGACUGCUGUCAUUCAUGUACUCGACAUAUUUCUUCAGCGGCCAGUCCACAGCUUCGGCACGGAAGGUGACAUCGCCGUAUCUCUCAAGCAGCUUCUCCGUCGACCAGUUGUUGUAGACUGGCCACUCCUUGACGGGUUCCGUGAGUAUGAACGGCUUGCUGUACCAAUGUGAUGCGAACUCCUCGUAUGCGAGGUUCUUCAUCCGUGCAAUCUGAUUCUGCUUCGGGAUGUUCGACGCGUAAGGAUGCAGAGGGACGUGAGCGCAGAAGAAUGGGCGAUCAAGACUGGGAGCAAGCUGGACACGAUGCAACGGAACAAGAUCUAGCAGGACCCGGACACCAUGGCCGACUCGAAUGUACCGUCAGCCAACCCCAAAAGGAAGGUGAGGGCACCCAAAACGCCUACGUUUCCUACCUUGUCACCGCCAACACCGACUUCAAAUCCUUCCAAUCCUCACACAUCACGACACGCCGACGCUUCACCGACUUCGUUUUCCUCUACCGCACUCUGCAAAAGGAGUAUCCUCAAUGCGCCGUACCGCCUCUCCCGGACAAACAUAACAUGUCAUACGUACGAGGUGACCGCUUUGGGCCAGACUUUACAGCGCGGAGAGCACAUUCACUCGGGAGGUUCCUCACACGCCUGACGCUACACCCGGUAUUGCGGAGAGCGACGAUCUUGGUACUGUUCCUGGAGUCGAACGAUUGGAAUGCGACAAUGAAGUCACGACCGCAGAGAGGCAUGAGCGGGAGCGAUGGAGGAAACAGCUCGGUGUUGGAGAGCUGGACGGAUGGCUUCCUGAACGCUUUCACAAAACCACACAGGGCGGACCAGAGAUUUCAGGACGUCAACGCGCGGGCAUCAAAGCUGGACAGCGACUUGGGUACCGUGAGCAAAACAGUCGCACGGGUAGCAAAGCGCGAGUCAGAUCUGGAAGGCGACUACGCAGACCUCGCGACACAAUUUCAGAAACUUGCAGCCCUCGAACCCGGCGUGGAAGAUGAACUCACAAGAUUCGCGGCGAGUGUACAAACCACGAGCGAAGGCUGGAAGGGACUGAAAGACCAUACCGACCAGGACUAUCUCGGCUCUCUCAAAGAUAUGGAAGCUUACAUCUUGUCAGUCAAGUCUCUGCUCAAGACACGUGAGCAGAAACAACUCGACUUUGAAGGCCUGACCGACUACCUCACCAAAGCGGCGCAAGAACGCGACACGCUCGCCAGCCACGGCUCGAUGGGCGCUUCUGGUUUCCUACGACAAAAGAUCGAAGACGUACGCGGCGUGGACCACGAGCAGUCUCGACGAGAGAGGCAACGGAAAUUGGAGGUGCAGAUCAGCCGACUCACGACGGAGGUGGAGAACGCGAAGAAGACGAGCGAGGCGUUUGACGAGGAGGUCGUCAAGGAGAUUGCGGACUUUGAGAGGAUCAAGGCGAGUGAGUUUAGAGAUACGUUGGGGAGUCUGGCGGAUGCGCAUGUGGGAUUCUUCGAGAAUAAUAUCAAGAUCUGGGAGAGGUUUGUAGAGGAGGAAGAGCGACGGCAGAAGGAGAUUGACGCAGCGGCAAAGGCGGGAUGAAGGGAGGCAUCGAAUUGAAUGCAUGAAGGUAGGAUGUCGACAUGAUACCACGAUCCGUCCAGUGUGGCGGGUCGAUUGACAUAGAUGGAUUCAUGCAAGCU